CCCGGGCCGGGGGCACUGUGGGUGCUGUGGGCACAACGCUGGUGGCUGUGCUGGAUGUGACCCCCGGUCCUGGCACUGCCACGUGCGCUGGCACCCAUGGCUUGGCUGUGGCUCCUGGUCCUGCUGGCCCUGGCCGGGCCCGUGGGUGGCACCUGGGACACUUGCGAAGGGACCUGCGGGCUCCGGCCCAUGGCUUCCGACCACAACUCCCUGAUUCCCGACGGCCCCGUGGCUUUGGCCGACGGCACGUCCCGCGUCGUGGGGGGCACCGGUGUCCAGCCGGGGGCCUGGCCUGGCAUCGUCAGCAUCCAGGCCACCUGGAAGAAUGGCACGUGGCACAUGUGCUCGGGUGUCCUCCUCAGCUUCCAGUGGGUCCUCACGGUCGCCCACUGCUUCAUCAGGGCCGGGGACUUCUACCGGUGGGACGUGGUGAUCGGGGCCACGGAUCUGACUCAGCCAGGCCCCAAGGCCAAGGUGAGGCACAUCCAGAGGCUCCUGGUGCACCAGCACUACGUGGCUGCCACGGCAAGGAACGACAUUGCCCUGCUGGAGCUGGACCGACCCGUGGAGUGCAGUGACUACAUCCAGCUGGGCUGUGUGCCCGACACCUCGGUGAGGGUCUCGGACCUGAAAUCCUGCUACAUCGCGGGAUGGAGCUCAUUUCCAUCUGUUCCUACAACUCCUGGACCAGAUGUGGUGCUGCAGGAGGCCAAGGUCCACCUCAUGGACACAGAGCUCUGCAACAGCAGCCGGUGGUACGGGGGGGCCGUGCACCCCGAAAACCUGUGUGCUGGGUACCCGCAGGGCGGCAUCGACACCUGCCAGGGGGACAGCGGGGGUCCCCUCAUCUGUAAGGACAACAGAGCUGACUACUUCUGGCUGGUGGGGCUGAGCAGCUGGGGAAGAGGCUGUGACAAAGCCAGGCACCCCGGGAUCUACACCUCCACUCAGCACUUCUACAACUGGAUCCUGCUCCAGACGGGCCUGAGCCCAGCAGAAAGAGCCGGUCCAGAACCAGAGCCAGCCAUCACCUCGACCCCCGAGCAGUAUCUGAGGCCAGUGACAGAGCCAGACAUCAGCCUGACCCCUGAGCAGCAUCUGAGGCCAGCGCCAGAGCCAGACAUCAGCUUGACCCCCAAGCACAGCCAGAGACCGGCACCGACCUCCUCGGCCUCAUUAAUGCCCACGGCAUUCCCACUCCUCAUCCUGGUGCAAUUCCUGAACCUGCUGCAGGACUUCCUGCCUUUCCUGAAGGACAAAAAGGCUUAAGCAGCGGGAUGAGCGGGAUCCAGGGCUACAGUGGCCACGGCCAUUUCCUGCUGGGCCAAAGGUAGCCUUGGGGCCAGAGCCUGCUCCGUCCUGCCCACGCUGCUCCGCUGCACCCACACCGAUGCUGACAUGACCGAGGUGCUGAAAUAAAGUUCCUGUGUUCCUCAUUAA
Messenger RNA from Pipra filicauda (Wire-tailed manakin), 1440 nucleotides. Its product is annotated as acrosin-like. Gene Ontology annotation, molecular function: serine-type endopeptidase activity. The record is from RefSeq and is a predicted model, not a curated record. The transcript has 5 exons. Gene Ontology annotation, biological process: proteolysis; acrosome reaction. The coding region runs from base 97 to 1269 and encodes 390 amino acids. NCBI's taxonomy places the organism in Eukaryota, Metazoa, Chordata, Aves, Passeriformes, Pipridae.